AGGUGAGUGAGAGAUGAGAGAGUGUCUUGAUCUCUUCUUGCAUCUCUUGGUUCUGACGCUCUCUGUGGCUCUCUUCCUUGCUUCCUGCACACUCGGCUGCUCCCUCCAACUACCCAACCAAGAAAGUGCUAGAGGCGACCGCGGCAGCUGAUUCCCAUGCAUGAAGAAGCAACAACACCCUUCCGCCCCUCCCUCUUCUCUACGAUAGGCAUUCCCACACCACAGAGGCAGGGCGCUGGCUGGCACCCGCAGGUGCCAGCAGCACAACAGCACUUGGGAGCACUACGCCUUCGUUUCUCAUUGGUGUUGGUGGCUUGCCUCACCUCACAAAUUGGGCCUCAAAAGCGCAAUUCCAACCCCCCAACAUCCAUGGAGGCCAACUGCGUCACAACCAACGAUGAUGUUGGCCCUUCUCUGCCCAUCCUCCAUCCUUCACAGGGACGCCCCGCAGUCGCAAAGAACUUGCUUGGAAGCCGUCCGCAGCUUCCUCACUUCUCCCCGGCCGGUCGCCUAAACCUCUUGGACACCAAGGGCUCUGGUCUAAAUAUGCAAGACUACGAGUUCACUUCCCGUUCGAACUUGGCGGAACAGCCAAAGAGAUCGCUUCAAGACUGCACGCUUCCGGCAAGCUACAACACCUCGGAGACCUACUCCCACCACCACCUUGCUUUUGCCCUGCCACAUCUGGCUAUACAGAGGAAACUGAAAAUGGUCCUGCAACAAUGGUAUCAUGUUCCAGUUGACGGUGAGUAUUCGAGGGUAUAUACUGGCACGGUUACUCGUCAUCGGACCGUUGUGACACAUGAAACCUAGCGCGGAAGCCUUAUUGGACCAAGUUAUCGAAAAGGAUUUGGGGCUCGGUACGGCCUCCCAAAUCCUGAUGUACUUGUAGGAUACGGAGUACGGACAACAUUGCCAACCCUCGCGUGUAAUCUAUUAUUGCGCUCUAUUGUGACGUCUAUGUGAUCCAAAGCGUGACGAACAGCAGCGACAGGUCCAGCUACCUGUUUUGGGC
Messenger RNA from Cladophialophora immunda, 1015 nucleotides. RefSeq lists its product as uncharacterized. The transcript has 3 exons. Lineage: Eukaryota; Fungi; Ascomycota; Eurotiomycetes; Chaetothyriales; Herpotrichiellaceae. The coding region runs from base 157 to 813 and encodes 218 amino acids. The record is from RefSeq and is a predicted model, not a curated record.